AGAGUGAGUCCGGGGAUAAUGUUGGCCUUGUGUAAUUUUUUUCUAGACAUUCGUGGUGUUUCAAAUAUGAAGAGAUAAAUCUAUCAAAAAUAAAUAUUCACAACGACUAUUAAACUCGGAAUUUUGACCCCCCCCCCGAUUAACGGUUUCGUCAGUUCCUCAUAUUAUUUAACCCUCUUUUUCCCCCAAAUUCAAUUCAAUUAGAGAUACCAUAUUGUCAUCAAAAUUCGUUUCGAGUCGACUGCUGUGACUGUGUGAAAGAAAGAACGGAAAAAGACGGAAUGGCGGAGGAAAAGAAUGAAACCCCAAUGACUGAUGAAUCUGAGGAGGAGGAGGAGGAAGGAGGACCAGGAGUCCAGAUGAUAGAACCUCCGGAACCAGAACCAGUUGCUUUAGAUCCAAAUGCUUAUGAUGUAGAUCUUACACACAAGAGAGUGACUAAUCUCAAUGGCUUUGAAGUACUGAGACAGGUGGAGACAUUGUGUCUGCGUCAGAAUGAAAUCAGGAAGAUUGAAAACUUUGAGAAUUUGACGACAUUGACAGAUUUAGACCUUUAUGAUAAUCAACUGAAGAAAAUUGAAGGUCUCCAGACUCUAGUAAAUAUGAGAAUUCUAGAUCUGUCUUUCAACAAGAUCAGGACCAUAGAGAAUCUGGAAACAUUGGUCAAAAUUGAAAGAAUCUUCCUCAUCAAUAACAAGAUCUCAAAGAUUGAAAAUAUCAGCCAUUUUACCAAUCUUAACAUGCUAGAGCUGGGGGAUAAUAGGAUACGAAAAUUAGAGAACCUUGAUGCAUUGGUCAACCUUGAGAGUUUAUUUGUUGGGAAGAACAAGAUCACUAAACUGGAGAACUUAGAGAAACUUACAAAGCUACGAGUUCUUAGUAUACAGAGUAAUCGUAUCACCAAGCUGGAAGGCUUGGAAACUUUGACAAACCUGGAAGAACUCUACAUUAGUCACAAUGGUCUAGAAGUCAUGGAAAAUCUAGAAAACAAUGCUAAACUCACCACUCUAGAUCUAGCAGGUAACAAGAUUACAAGAAUACAGAAAAUUGGUCAUCUAGUACAUCUCGAAGAGUUUUGGUUCAACAACAAUCUCUUAAAUCAUUGGAAGGAUGUGGAUCAGCUUACUCCUCUCUCCAACCUACAAACAGUCUACUUAGAACACAAUCCUAUCUACAAAGACAAGAUGUACAGGAACAAGGUCAAACUAGCAGUCCCCCAUCUCAAGCAAAUCGAUGCAACCUACUGCCGGUAGGACCCUCACUUCUGAGAGGGUUUGCUCAGCAUCAAACUUCAUCCAUCAUAGGCCCAACUUUGCAUCUUAGGAACAAGGUCAAAAUAGCAGUCCCCCACCUCAAGCAAAUCGAUGCAACCUACUGCGGUUAGGACCCUCACUUUUGCUGGGAUUUGCUUAGCAUCAAACCCUAUCGCUCAUUGAAACUUACCUACAGUCCUAGUCUGAAUGUUGCACCUUAAGAACAAAGUUAAACUGGCAGAAUGGCACCUGAAGCAAAUUGAUGCAACCGAAGUACUGCAGGCAAUAGCGGUCAGUAACAUGCACCUGCUAGGAUUGCUCAGCAUAGAAACUCCACCCUCCGAGAAAUCUUUGCACCUUAGGAACUUGUAAGUACCCUCCCACCUCAAGCAAAUCGGUGCAACCUACUGCCGUCAAUAGCGGCUGGCAGAACCCUUACUUCUGCUAGCAAUCGCUCAGCAUCCAACUCCUUCCCACAUAGAAAUCUUACGUUCAGUCAAAGACUCAACUUUUUCUUAGGUUGUUGGCUCAAUUUGCAAUACAGUGAUUUCCUCAUGCAAACCAUGUUGCUACUGCCUUUUCUCCACUAACAAUGCACUGAAGUGAAAUUAGCAUGGUAUAGUGCUUCUGAAUCUUGCUUUUACCAGAGAGCCUAGGGUCAUGUGCUUAUACAUCCCACCAUGUCAUAAAUUUCCAGUGGUAAGAUGCUAUUCUACAAGAAAUUACGUUUUAUUAUUUCCCUGAACUUAAUGAAGGGGUACAGGGGGAGGGGUAAGGAAAACAAUAUAACAAUCUAUAAGGUUCCUCCUAUUAUAUUUUAACUUCAUCCAAAAGAUGAAAGUGUGUUGUCUUUUCACAAGUUGCCCAUGCAUUCAUACCAAUCUCGACUAUUGCAUCUGUGUACCAUAGAGAUAAGAAGCUAUGGAGUUAAGAGUGGUAGGGUCCCAUUUACCUUUUUAUAACAUGAACCCAAGAUUAUGCUACACAUAUGCAUUAAAUUGACUUGCCAAAGUUGUACUUGGUUUUUACGAGUGUUUUCAUACUUUAACUUUGCUUUAUAUCUUGCUCAUUGGUAUUACUUAUGAAAGGGUUUUGGUUUUCACAAUUACAUACUCUUUUCUGUUUACAUUGUUUGUCUGAAUGUGUUCUGUUUGUAUGGCACAGAUUACUCAUGGCUGAUUUUGAAUGAAUUGUUGGAUCAUUUUGCUUCUAGCAAGCGUCAAAAUGAUAUUGAUCAAGUCAUACAUGUUUUAAACGAAGGUUUUAUCUGUAAGUGUAACCUCAAGGAAACAAAACAAUAUAGACGGUCUUGUUUUAGAAGGGCACUUCUUGCCAUUGAUUGUGUAUUCGCAUGAAAAAUGAUCUUGAAUGGCUUCAACCAUCACCAGGGUUCAGUUUCAUAAAGACUUGUCAUAUCAACCAAUCAAAUUGAAUGAUUUUAGUAGCUUUAAACAGUUAUUGCAUAUUUGUUAUUGUAACAAGUUUUAUGAAGUGGAACCCUGAAUGCAAGAAAUUCAAGGGAAAUAUUUUCCUGCGACGGCUGCUGUAUGAGGAGCCACUCGAUGUGGCUGCCAACCAUUUUGUUUUCUUUUGUUAAAAACAAUUUACCUCUUGAAUCAAUGUUGAAUCAGAAUGAAACCCUUGAAACAAGAUAGCUUGUGCAAAAACAGAAAAUUCAAAGAAACAGAUAAACAAAAGUUCGAGAAAAAUUGAAUGAAUAAUAAGAAAGUUCCGAGCAUUUGAAGUUUAGAUCAUUUUUUUAAAUGUAGAUCCUCCUAUUGGCAAUGCAACAAAGAUGUGUGACGUCACAUGUGAACAACUUUCCAUUAUUUUUCUAUAUAUUUCACUUUAAAUGCCUGUUUGAUCACAUCUAUCAGUAGAUUAUGUAUUCUUUUAAUAGGAGGGCAUGUACAGUUAUACAGAUUCUCAAAGAAUACAUUAUGGAUAAAAUAUACAUUUUCGGGGUAUUUUAUAGUCCAUCAAAGGGAAAAUUGUUCACAUGUGACAUCACAAAUAUUUGUCGCAUUGCCCAAGGAGGGUCUCCAUAGCAUUAGUGAUUGCAAUAUUCAAAUGCUCAUAACUUUUUCAUUAUUUGUCAGAUUUUUCUCAAACUUGCUUUGAUCUUACUCUUUGAAUUUUCUGUUUCCACAAAAGCCAACUUGUUCCAAAGGUUUCAUUCCCCUUUAAAUAUUUCAUCUUCCAUUGUAAUGCAAGUUAUCGAUCAUGGUCAGAUGAUGACAUAUAAAACUAGCUAUUAUUGUUAUUUUGGUGCCAAUUUGCUGGUAAAUGAGAUGUACUUCUCCAUAAGAUAGAAAUGUGCUAUUAAAGCACAGGUCACUACAUGUUACUAGUCAAAGGACCAUGAACAUCGUCAACAAGAUGGAAAAAUUAAUUCAGAUAUUGAUAUUAUAUUGUCCAAUUAUAUAUCUAAUUUACAAUGAUUCUAGAAGGAAUAAUAUAUAUUAAUUUUGAUACUAGCUAUAGAGAUUUAUUAAUGGACUAUUCUUUACAAUUCUUUAAUAUACCUUGUAAUUUGCUGGUCUAUCCAGUAUUUCUGACACUUUUGAGGAGAUUAAGUAAUUGGAAUUUUUUUGUGCACUUCCCUUUGUUUUCUUGUUCAUUUUCAGGCUGAUUGUUUGAAGCAAACUGAAAACCAAUUUUUGAAAAAUGCUUUUAUCACUGCGCUUCCCACACCUCAACACCACUUCAAAAUGUCAAUGGAUACAAGUAACUGAGUACUGGAGCGUUAUUGUUGAAAUAUUGUUGGAAAAAAAUGGUUGUUUAAUAAAUAUAUACAUACAAUGUCAGGUUUUAGAAAGUAUAAGCAUUGAUGUAAAAUAGGUAUUGAAAUUUUGUAUUGUAUGUACAUUGAAUAUUAUCUUGGAAUACUUAUAGUAAACUUUGAGUGUUGAUAUUGUUUUUGAAUUAAUGUACAGACUUUGCAACUUGAUAUUGCAUCAAAUAAAAGAUUUCUGUAGAAAAUA
Molecule: messenger RNA, 4237 nt
Organism: Lytechinus pictus (painted urchin)
Lineage: Eukaryota; Metazoa; Echinodermata; Echinoidea; Temnopleuroida; Toxopneustidae
Product: protein phosphatase 1 regulatory subunit 7-like
Exons: 9
Coding region: 282-1253 (323 amino acids)
Molecular function (GO): protein binding
Source: RefSeq, a predicted model, not a curated record